CGGCCGGCGGGCGGUGGCGCCCCUUCCCCAGGUGUUGCGGCGCUUCCACGUCGCCAGGCGGCCCGCGGCUUGCGCGAGCCCAGGCCGCCCCAGCGUCCGGAGCGCCGGCCCUUGGGCUCCCGCGGCCAUGGCGGGGCCGGGCCCUGGGGACCCGGACGAGCAGUACGAUUUCCUGUUCAAGCUGGUGCUGGUGGGCGACGCGAGCGUGGGCAAGACGUGCGUGGUGCAGCGCUUCAAGACAGGCGUCUUCUCCGAGCGCCAGGGCAGCACCAUCGGCGUGGACUUCACCAUGAAGACGCUGGAGAUCCAGGGCCAGCGGGUCAAGCUGCAGAUCUGGGACACGGCUGGCCAGGAGCGCUUCCGCACCAUCACCCAGAGCUACUACCGCAGCGCCAACGGGGCCAUCCUGGCGUACGACAUCACCAAGAGGAGCUCUUUCCUGUCCGUGCCUCACUGGAUUGAGGACGUGAGGAAGUACGCGGGCUCCAACAUCGUGCAGCUGCUCAUCGGGAACAAGUCGGACCUCAGGGAGCUGAGGGAGGUGCCGCUGGCCGAGGCGCAGAGCCUGGCGGAGCACCACGACAUCCUGUGCGCCAUCGAGACGUCGGCCAAGGACUCGAGCAACGUGGAGGAGGCCUUCGUGAGGGUGGCCACGGAGCUGGUCAUGCGGCACGGGGGCCCCCUGCUCAGCGAGAAGGGCGCUGACCACAUCCAGCUGGACAGCAAGGACGUCGGAGAGAGCUGGGGCUGCGGGUGCUGACCGGGGUGCAGGGCAGGCAGGCGGGGCUGCCCCACCUCCUCCCGCCCUCUGGCCGCCUCGCCCAGCCCUCCAGAGCUGGCCUCCAGGGUGCCAGCCAGAUAAAGGCCUGGAAUUACCCCGCCUGUGGCCUGGAUGCUUGAUGGGAGCACUGCCCUCCAGGAAGGAAGAAGCAGGAUUCCUCCCGCGGGAGGCCCUGUUGGCACAGGGUAGGGUGUGGGGCCCUUCCUGCCAGCCAGCCGCUGUCCCCGCCACACAUGGCGCGUCCCAGGACUGGCCUGAGCCCAGCGGUGUGGACCUUGGCCCAGGGGCUGGGAGUGGGACCGUUUCACACCCGAGGAGGCCGCAGCAGGGUGUUGCUUUCCAGGGAUGUGGCCGGAGCUCCGGGUCCUCCCAGGGCAUUCCAGGGCCUCCUGUGCAGGAGCAAUGGCCCAGCAGACUCAGUCCUGAGCUCCAUCCCGGGGUCCCUGCCUCCCUCCUUCCUUCACGGCCGGCUCUCAGCUCACGGGCGCCCAGGGCCGGCUCCUGCCUCAGCGGGGCCUCCCUCUCCCAUUUCCAUGGAGCUUCUCGUUCUCACCGGCACGACGGUGGGUCACGGCCUACAGCGCUCGUCUGCUGGCUUGGGGCCCAAAGUUCUGCCACUCAGGUUGCAAAAGCAGCGAAUCCUUUAGCUCUGGCUCUCCGAAGCUGGGGGGUAGUGGGAAUGAGAUAGGAGUGUGGACAUUUAAGGGAAGAGUAAACGCUCACACCCCUGAGCCCCGCCUGUCCCACCCCACUUGCAGAGAUCCUGCCACGUUCAGAGCGCCAGUUCCCCCGCCACUCCCAGUCUAGCUUAGAGAGUUUCCCACACAGAAAAGGCGCGGCCCCGGCAGGCCUGGGUCUGGGCCCACCCACGCUAAUGGCCUCUGCGUACGCUGGCCACUGAGGGUAGACAGCAGGGGACCAGGAUCACUGGGGCCCUUGGAAGCAGCACCGUUCUCUGGGUGCAGCUCAGAGGGGCGCAGGGACCGAACUGGGGGAGCAGGUGGUCUUCCCAAGCCAACCUCAGCCCCUCCCAUCAGCCCAGUUCAGCCCUGCAGGCCCCCCCCAGUAUGGGGCCCCAGGAAAUCAGCUGCUCUCAGAGCCGUGGGCGAGGCCACAUCAGGGAGACACAGCCCAGGGCCCCUGAGAGCCCAGAGGUGCCACACAGCUGCACUCGGGCUCCCUGCCUGCCAUCCCAGCACCUGGUCUGCGUCGAACCCUCCCAGGCAGGCCUGGACGCAGAGCAGGAAGUCGGACCUUGCCAGGCAGCCCCAGGAGGUGGGUCGGGCAGGGCUGCUGGCCCUUCCAGCCGCGGAGGCUGAGCCUGGUCCUGGAGGGGACGGACGCUGGCCUGGCCGGGCCAGGAGCUGCUGAGCAGGGGUCAGCCCGCUGUCGGCCGCGUGGGGUGGGAACUGGGAGCAAGAAGGCCGCCUGGCUUCCCUCCCCCGUCCCUGCUGAUGGGAUGGGGUCCAGCCCCUCCACCUGCACAGUAGAAAGUGCCUGCACUGAGGGGUUCCCCAGAGAGGGGCCCCCUUCAGGCCAAGGGCAGAGGUCCUCCAGCCCCAUGACCUCUCUGCUGGGGGCUGAUGUUUGGGCAGAGCUGGGCGUUCAGUCCAGGCCCAGCUGGGAGAGAAGUCUCACAGAGACCGCCUUGCACAGACUUGCUGCUCUGGGGGGUGGGGUGCAUGCAAGGAGCAGUGGCCAGGACUGCGCCCCAGUUCCAGCGAGCACAGGUACUGACCCCGGGCCCAGGGCUGCCUCACAGGGCUUAGGGAAGGAGGGAGGCCCCCAGCUCACCUCCUCCAGAAGGAGCCCUGCCGGGCUGCCGGGAGCAGCAUCCAGGGUACACAGGUACAGGAAACACCAGUGACAGGGGCUCAUCUGCCACCUUGGGCUGUGAGCCAUCCCCCUACGCCUGUGCCCGGAACCCUGCACGGGGGAGGUGGCCUCACGGUGGCCCUUCCUCACCCAGAACCAAGGAAGCAGCACUUCACUCUCUCCUUUCACAAUCCCAGGGCCCAGUGGGUCUCCUGCCACCCAUCCUCUGCACGAAGCAGCCUCACUCCAGGGCUGUAGCCUAGAACUCAGGGGUCAUUUCAGGCUCCCCACUUUCUCCCCCACCCUACAACCGUGCCCCCGGCCCCUCUGCCCAGAUGGGCCCCAUCCCCUCCCCUGGAUGCCUCCCUGACCUCCUUGGCCUGGGCUUCCACCACCCCAAGCACCAUCCCGCUGCUGUGAGGGGGGCAGCUAUGAAAGGUCCCUCCCCCAUCCUGACACCUUCCAGUCGUCCCCGGGCCCUCGGGAGGCAGGCCAUCCUCACGCGGGUGUCCAAGGCCUCACACAGCUCCGUUCCUUCUCCCCUGCACCGUCUUGCCCACAGGAGCAGCUUCUGUCCAGGCCCUUCCUGCCCUCCCCCCCUUACCAGCCCUGCCCUUGAAUGCGUGCCAUUUAGAAUCCCACAGAUGACCAGCUGGACACCUCUGAGGACAGGCCCCAGCUGGUCCCUUGCUCACCGUACCCCCUGGCAAGAAUGCGUUCCUUCCCUACCCACGCUUGGCCUGCGAGGUUCCCGUCCUGGGCCGAAGCCAUUCCCUAGAGGCUUCCCGUCCUCCGUCUCAGACCCAAAUGCCAGUGCUCAGGGCCUCCCGGGGCGUGCUGCCGGCUGCCUGCUCUGGGGUGCCCUGGCAGGUGGGGGCCUCACUACCUCUCUGGGCCUAAGUCCUCUGUCAGAUGGGCCCAGACGGAUGGACUUGGCCAAGGGACAACGGGGAAGUGUGUAAGACAGCACUGCCCCGCCUCUUCCCUCUCCCAGCGCCUCUUCCUUUGUUUAUAAGUUACCCAAGAACAGGAGCAGGUGAGGUCAGGGGCCAGGGACCAGGAGAGGAAGCCGGGCAGGAGGGCCAGGAAGUGUCCCAGCCACCGGGCGGAGGAGGGUGGUCUGUGGCCUGGACUGAAGGAGGACCAGAGGAAGGCUGGUGUUUUAUGCUCCCGGGAGGGGGGCAGGCAAGGGACAGGGAUCCGGACUCCUGAGCCAGAGACGUGGGCCCGGCCCAGAGGGCGGGGUGGGUGUCGGGGUGGAGCUCAAGGACACGGGCCCCAGCAGGCGUGAAGCUGGAGGAAGUUCCUAAUUCACAUUGAAUGCAGUUACUUCUCCCCGGAGGGCUGCCGAGGCUGGGACCUCAGAGACCUCUGAGCCUGCACCUGGGCCGGGGUGGGGAGGGCCUCAGCCCAAGGAUGCCAUUGCAUUUGGGGAGUUUUCACGUUGCCUAUUUAUGAAUAUAUAAAUCUUUAUAGCGAAUCUAUUUUUUAAAACAUGGAAAAGUUGCCUUUAUGGAGACUUAGCAGAGCCAGAGUGUACGCAUUCCUAAACCAUUAAACGUUUCUGUAACGA
Messenger RNA from Balaenoptera musculus (blue whale), 4169 nucleotides. RefSeq names its product RAB43, member RAS oncogene family (gene RAB43). The record is from RefSeq and is a predicted model, not a curated record. NCBI's taxonomy places the organism in Eukaryota, Metazoa, Chordata, Mammalia, Artiodactyla, Balaenopteridae. Gene Ontology annotation, cellular component: trans-Golgi network. The transcript is spliced from 3 exons. Gene Ontology annotation, biological process: regulation of exocytosis; protein secretion. The coding region runs from base 128 to 760 and encodes 210 amino acids. Gene Ontology annotation, molecular function: GTP binding; GTPase activity.